CCCAGUGACAAAACCUGACAUGCUCAAUGUUCACCUUAUCCCUCACACGCAUGAUGAUGUGGGCUGGCUGAAGACAGUGGACCAGUAUUUCUUUGGAGUCCGCAAUGACAUCCAACAUGCCGGGGUGCAGUACAUCCUCGACUCUGUCAUUCCUCAGCUUCUGGCUGACCCCAGCAAGCGUUUCAUAUAUGUGGAGGUGGCGUUCUUUGCUCGCUGGUGGGGACUGCAAACGGAAGCCAUGCGCCAGACUGUGCGGCAGCUGGUUGCGGAAGGGCGCCUUGAGUUUGUGAACGGUGGUUGGUGCAUGAACGACGAGGCGUCCGUACAUUACAGUGCUGUCAUUGAUCAGAUGAGCCUUGGGCUCCAUUUCCUGAAAGAGACGUUUGGAGAAUGCGGCCGGCCCCGUGUAGCCUGGCACAUUGAUCCUUUUGGGCACAGUCGGGAGCAGGCUUCUCUGUUUGCUCAGAUGGGCUAUGAUGGUUUCUUCUUGGGCCGUAUUGAUUACCAGGAUAAAUUCCACCGUGAGUCACUGCGUGAAAUGGAGCAAUUGUGGCGCGCAAGCAGAAACCUGGAUCCACCUGCGGCUGAUCUCUUCACUGGUAUCCUACCAAAUGGUUAUGACCCCCCUAUGUCUCUCUGCUGGGAUCAAAUCUGCUCUGACAAUCCUAUUGUGGAUGAUGACAGUGAUGAGAACAAUGUGGAAAAUAUAGUGACCUACUUUCUGGGAAUUGCAGCCUUUCAGGCCAAACACUAUCGCACAAACCACAUUGUCAUGACGAUGGGAUCUGAUUUCCAGUAUGAGAACGCAUUGCUAUGGUACAAGAACUUGGACAAGUUGAUCCAUCAUGUUAAUGCACAGCAACUGAAGGGCAGCCGUGUCAACGUACUCUACUCAACCCCAAGCUGCUAUCUUUGGGAGCUGAAUAAAGCCAACAUAACAUGGUCUUUGAAAUACGAUGACUUCUUCCCAUAUGCCGAUGGUCCCCAUCAGUUCUGGACAGGCUAUUACACCAGCCGACCAGCUUUGAAACGCUAUGAACGCCUCAGUAACAAUUUCCUGCAAAUCUGCAACCAGCUGGAAGUGAUAGUUGGCACAAAAGCAAACUUCGGGCCUUACGGCAAUGCUAACAGUUCUGUGCUGCGCCAGGCUAUGGCAGUUGCUCAGCAUCAUGAUGCAGUGAGUGGCACAGCAAAGCAGCAUGUGACCAAUGACUAUGCCAAACAGUUGUCUAUUGGUUGGGAUGCCUGCCAGAUUGUGAUGAGUAAUGCCUUUGCCAAUCUUCUUGGCAGCACGGAAAACUUCGUCUAUUGCACCUACCUCAACAUCAGCGCCUGCCUACUCACUGAAGCUGACCCCACUUUCAGAGUGAUCGUCUAUAAUCCUCUGGCCCGUCCUGUGGAUUGGAAUGUCCGACUGCCUGUGAACGGAAGCCAUUAUUCGGUUGUAGCUCCUGACGGUCAGAAUAUUUUGAAUGAGAUCAUCCCUGUAUCAAGUUUCACCCGUGCCGUGCGGCAUAACCGAGGCAGUGCCAUCAAUGAACUGGUAUUUCAGGCAUCUCUCCCUUCGUUAGGCUACAAAACCUAUUCUGUUUCCCGGUUGUCUCUCAGAGAUCCAACACACCCCAGGCUGCUGAAAAGGAUGCGUCCUCAGCCUGCUGCAGCGCAUCUUGCACCAUCGAUUGAGAAUGAGCAUCUGCAAGUUCUAUUUGACCCCAGCACUGGACUGAUGAAGGAGAUCCGAAAUUUGGACAAGAGUAUCUCCCUACCGCUUCUUCAAAGCUUCCUUUGGUAUAAUGCCAGUGAUGGAAAUGCAGAACAUUCACAGGCGUCCGGAGCCUACAUCUUCCGUCCUGACACCUUCAAGGCCUUUCCCAUUGCCCAAGGAGCUCAUGUAUAUCAGAUAAAGAAUCAAGUGGUGCAAGAGCUGUACCAGAACUUCUCUGAUUGGUGUUCCCAAGUGGUGCGCCUCUAUGCUGGGCAGCCAUAUGUUGAACUGGAAUGGACAGUGGGACCCAUUCCUAUAGGGGAUCAGCAAGGCAAGGAGAUAAUCAGCCGGUUUGAGACAAAUCUGCAGACUGAAGGCCUUUUUUACACAGACUCGAAUGGACGCGAGAUCCUGGAGAGAAGACGUGAUUACAGGUUCACAUGGAAUCUGAGCCAGACUGAGCCAGUGGCAGGCAACUACUACCCUGUGAAUAGUCGUAUCUACAUCAAGGACCGGAAGACCCAGCUAACAGUGCUGACAGAUCGCUCACAGGGUGGCAGUAGCCUCACGGAUGGUUCUCUUGAACUUAUGGUACAUCGAAGGCUGCUACAUGAUGACAGCCGGGGUGUACAGGAGCCAUUACUGGAACCUGGCGAAUAUCACAAUGGACUAGUCGUCCGAGGUCGUCACCUUAUAUUCUUAGAUACGGUGGAAUCAUCAGCUGAGCAGCACCGUCUGUGGGCCCAGCAAGAGUACAUGGCACCACAGGUGGUGCUGACCCCAGAUAGUCACGACAUUGUCAAAGAGUUCUCUGCUCUCCGGCAUGCCCUUCCUCUGAAUGUUCACCUGCUGACAUUGGCCCAGUGGGAGCCUGAUGCUGUUCUCAUCCGUCUAGAGCACCAGUUUGAAUAUGGGGAGGCAGUCAAUGGCUCCUCGCCUGUUGUCAUUAACAUGCUGAAUUUGUUCUCUUCCUUCAACAUCAUCACUGUGCAAGAAAUGAACUUGUCAGCAAACCAGAAACGGGAGGACGUGAGCAGGCUCAUCUGGCAGUCAACUGAAGGGAUAGCAGCAGAACGGCGAUCAGGCACUGGCCUGGACCCGGCACACAUUGAAUUAUUUCCCAUGCAGAUCCGAACCUUCCUGCUACAGAUUAGGUACUAAAGCAGGCCUAAGGGAGAAAGGCGAGGAAGAAUUCAACCUGCUGCCAUUUGGUCCGAGCAGAGUGCAGUAUUGUCUCAAGGAACAGCAGGACCCCGGAGCCUUCCCCCAGGAACCCGCACAAGAGGGAGGAAGUGGUUCCUCUCUGAAUCAGGCAUUGUCUUGUUUUGCAACCCGAAGGUGCCCUUAAGCUGCUUAAUGUCAGAUGAUAUGGGUAGUAGGACUAUCUUCAGAAAUUUUUUAUUUUUAUUUUUUGCAAAUGAAAAAGGGAUCACUGUUAAAAGGCCAUUCUGGUCCAGCCGCCACGUCCUCAAAGCACAUCCAUAAUGAAAAAAAAAUUGACCGUCCUUUCAGAGGGUUUUUGAAAGCGCUAGAAUAUUUGGACUGUCUUAAGUAUGAGCAUCUUUUUAAUAAAUCUCUUAAAUACACAU
This is a messenger RNA of Protobothrops mucrosquamatus (brown spotted pit viper), 3294 nucleotides long. RefSeq names its product mannosidase alpha class 2B member 1 (gene MAN2B1). Gene Ontology annotation, molecular function: carbohydrate binding; alpha-mannosidase activity. The record is from RefSeq and is a predicted model, not a curated record. Gene Ontology annotation, cellular component: lysosome. The transcript has 23 exons. Lineage: Eukaryota; Metazoa; Chordata; Lepidosauria; Squamata; Viperidae. Bases 20 to 2866 code for a protein of 948 amino acids. Gene Ontology annotation, biological process: mannose metabolic process.